Exophiala mesophila is the source of this 1025-nucleotide messenger RNA. RefSeq lists its product as uncharacterized. Gene Ontology annotation, molecular function: enoyl-CoA hydratase activity. NCBI's taxonomy places the organism in Eukaryota, Fungi, Ascomycota, Eurotiomycetes, Chaetothyriales, Herpotrichiellaceae. Bases 159 to 1025 code for a protein of 288 amino acids. Gene Ontology annotation, cellular component: mitochondrion. The record is from RefSeq and is a predicted model, not a curated record. Gene Ontology annotation, biological process: fatty acid beta-oxidation. The transcript has a single exon.
CGACAAGUCAGCAAGCCAACCCUCACCGCCCAGCCUGAAACUCAAGUACCUUGCAUACAAGACCAGAAGCAGUAACUUAGUCCUAUACCGAGAAACACAAACACAAACACAAGCGGAAUUGGAAUUGGAAUCGGAACCCACCUCCAUACACACCCACAAUGAGCCCCAACUUUCAAACCCCCCCUCCGACGACCUCGCCAACCAUCAAACUAAGCUACCCAUCCCCCAGCACCCUCCUCAUCACGCUCAACAACCCCAAAUCCCUCAACUGUCUCUCCACCGCCCUGCACUGGGAACUCGACGGUGUAUUCAACUGGUACGACGAUGAACCAUCUCUACGAUGUGCCGUCAUCACCGGCAUGGGCCGAGCAUUCUGCGCCGGGGCUGACCUGAAAGAAUGGAAUAAAUCCAACGAACGCGCCGCCGCAGGCGGAUCUGGUCAGCGUGUCAUGCCAUCCAGUGGAUUUGGAGCUGUGAGUCGCCGAACCGGUAAGAAACCAUUGAUUGGUGCGAUUAACGGGAUUGCCUUUGGUGGUGGAAUGGAGAUGGUGGCAAAUAUGGAUAUGGUGGUGGCCGCGAAGGCCGCGGUGUUUGCUUUGCCGGAGGUGAAGAGGGGAGUGGUGGCGAUUGCGGGUGCGUUGCCGCGGAUUGUACGUACGUUGGGAAGGCCUAGGGCGAUGGAGUUGGCUUUGACGGGGAGGACCGUCCCAGCGGACGAGUUGAUGAGUUGGGGAAUGGUUAAUGCCGUUACGGACGAUGCGCCGGUUGAUGUGGAUGUGCUGGAGAGGCCCGUCGUGAAGAAGGCGUUGGAGUAUGCUGACAUGAUUGCCGGUGUCUCUCCAGAUAGUGUCAUUGUCAGUCGGGCUGGUGUCAUUGCGGGUUGGGAGGAUGGGUCGGCCGAACAUGGUACUCAGAGUAUUGUUGAGGUUUGGCAGAGACGUCUCAACCAGGGUGAGAACAUCCACGAGGGUGUUCGUGCUUUUGUCGAGAAGAGAGCCCCUAGAUGGGUUGGCAGCAAACUCUAA